This is a messenger RNA of Bufo gargarizans (Asiatic toad), 2036 nucleotides long. Its product is annotated as procollagen C-endopeptidase enhancer 2-like. The coding region runs from base 16 to 450 and encodes 144 amino acids. The transcript has 4 exons. The record is from RefSeq and is a predicted model, not a curated record. Lineage: Eukaryota; Metazoa; Chordata; Amphibia; Anura; Bufonidae.
CAAUUACCUUCCAGCAUGGAGAAUACAAGUCCCGUGUUCUGUCUUGUGCUUCUUGCAAUGAACAUUCCCUUUAAUGCAGUUGCAGAUAAUACACCUGAAAAGACCUGUGGAGGAACUCUUAAGGAGGCCAAUGGUCUUGUAUCGAACAUGUUUUAUGACCCUCCUAAUAACUGGUGUACGUGGGUCAUCGAAGCCGUCCCAUCUGGUUUUGUGGAGCUGCGUUUCAACUAUGUAAAGAUGGGAAAUCCACCAACGUGUGCUUUUGGCUCUAUUACAAUCUAUAAUGGGUUUCGAGACGAUGCAAACAUUCUUGGGCGGAUCUGCAAGAACACAGAUAAAGUUUUUUACAGUUCCUCUAAUAUAAUGAUCCUUGAGUAUUUUAGCGACGACCUUAACUAUGGAGAUAGCUUUGAAGCUCAAUAUUACACGCAUGUGGCUGAAGCCCGUUAAGCUUAUGUUAAUCACAAGUAUUUUCUCCUGAAAACACAAUUCUAAUCACCGUUAUCUAACAGCAGAUUUAUGUACACUGAUCAUUAAAAGGGUGGUCCAUCUUAGACAUUUUUGUCAUAUCACUAGAAUAUGCCACCAAUGUAACUUAGGUAUGGCUCCCACUGGGACCCACUUCUAUGUCCAUAACAGGGCCCCUGAAGCGAAAGGAGAGCAGCUGUGAAAGUGCAGCCAUGCUCCACUGACUGCUAUGGGAGUCCCCAAAAUAGCCGAGCGCUAGCAUGUCAAUAUCUGGUAGUAUCUGUGCUUGGAUGGCUUGCUCUACAUCCAGCAAAAUGAGACUCCUGAUGAGUGCGCUCAUGUCGGGGGCCCCGUUCUGGAGAUAGGACCAACUAUCUGACAUUUGUGGCAAAUCCUAGCAAUAUGCCAUAAAUGUCCAAGAUGGGAAAAUCACUUAAUAAAUUAACAUUAAUAAAUGUAACAGUAACAGAAUAAAAUCAGAAGACAUAUAUUUCUUAUAAUAUAUGUCUUCUGAUUUUAUUCUGUUACUAUAUCUCAGUGUUCAAAAGGUAUCAGCCAAAUGAGACUCUCAAUGGAUGACACACUGGAGACAAUGAUCUUGCUAAAAGUUUUAUUUUGCAAAUGGAAGAGAUAGGGCAAUGACAUUUAAAAAGAACCUGUCACCAUUAAAAGGUCAGGAGACUACAGACAGCACGUUAUAGAGUAGGAGGAGCUGAGCAGAUUGAUAUAUAUUUUUAAGGAAAAAGAUUUAGUAAAACUUGCAAUGUCAUUAUUUAAACUUCUGCUCCUACUGGGAUUUGGAAUCAUGUCAGUGGUCCUUAGCGCUGAGUGACAAACAUCUCUGUAUGACUGUGUAUAAAGAGAAGGCUGUCCAUCAUUGAUAGGACCUCCCAUGUGACUUCUCAGUAUUGUUGAGCGAAUCGAACUCCACAAAGUGGAAUUUGAUCCGAAUUUCAGGGAAAUUUCGAUUCGCCGUGAAGCUGAACUUCUUCAUGCUUCGUGGUCGCGAAUCGGUUUUCCCUGAAUGGCGGUAAAAAAGAAAGAACAAAAUAUGCUUACCUCAUCCGUUUGAGUACGAAGAGCCGGCCGCUGCCAUCUUGAUAUAGUUUAAAGUAACACUAAACAUGACAAAUACCCAAAACAAUAAAAAAUUCAAUAAAAAAAAACCUGGAGCUACCACCAUGAAACUUCUCCUAUUAUUUGGCACUUUUUUGUCUCAUAGUUAAAACUGAUAAAUAUAUAAAGAAAUCCCUGUGUCCCAGGAGCAUAGCCAUAUCGCCUCCUCCUCACUGUCCUAUGUCUAGCUGUAAGACAACUGGCUGGAGCAGGAGCCUAGAAAGCAAGCUGUCCCCCGCCACCCUUUCUACAGUAGGACAAAAAUAUAAUUAAGGUCCAUCUCCCUGACUAAGCUGACCCCUCAAUACAUCUCUGCUGAAGGUAAGUUGAUUAUUGCUACUUGAUACUCCUACCCAGCUCACUGUGUAAGUACUUGUGGCAAAUAGUGAGAGUGGGAGAGAAGGGGCAGCAUAAAAACGCUAUCCCAGGGGGCAGCCGCACUGCCUUUUCAU